This is a messenger RNA of Sinocyclocheilus anshuiensis, 3721 nucleotides long. RefSeq names its product prominin-1-A-like. The record is from RefSeq and is a predicted model, not a curated record. Lineage: Eukaryota; Metazoa; Chordata; Actinopteri; Cypriniformes; Cyprinidae. Gene Ontology annotation, cellular component: cell surface; apical plasma membrane; cilium. Gene Ontology annotation, molecular function: cholesterol binding. The transcript has 29 exons. Bases 289 to 2922 code for a protein of 877 amino acids.
GGGGUGCGCGCGCAGAGAGCCUGUGUAGUCACCUACACUUCACUGGUUCACGCUCAUCAGCCGUGUUUUUAUCGCGGGGCAUCUGACUGACCGGCCGACCGAGAGGCGCACCAUGAACCUGCAGGAGCCGCUCGCCGCGGGGGGACCAUGCUCAUCAUGAGUCGCUCGCCGGGCAGCAGGACUUGAGACCUGCGGUUUAUCUGAAAUCGCCGAAAUUGUCCCUCAUAGCACAACCCAGAAUUUCCUCCACUUCUGUCACCUGGAAUUGCUUAAACACUAGAACUAAUCAUGCUGUGGAAAACGGGACUGAUUUUUCUGUGCUGGGGCUUGACGUCCGGGGAACUCCAGGACAGGCAGUCCGGUGCUGCUCCAGCGCAGAGAAUUUUGGAUUUCGGCUUCGACCCCUCCGGAGUUUACGAUACCGUCGCCUAUUACGAGCCUGGGGCCAUUGGAAUUUUAUUUAACAUGAUGCACGCUUUCCUUUAUGUGGUUCAGCCAAACCCGUUUCCUGAAGAUCUCGUCAUUAGAGUGGCAAAGGAUAAAUUCGGAGCCAUACAAUCCGAGUACCAGAAGCCAGAAAACAUUGUUCUGACGCUACAGGUGAUUUAUUAUGAGAUUGGUUUUGUGGUGUGCACGGCACUGGGCCUGCUGUUCACCGUGCUGCUGCCGUUGGUGGGGCUUCUCUUUUGUUUGUGCCGCUGCUGUGAUAACUGCGGAGGAGAAAUGCACCAGAGACAGCGGAAGAACGCGGACUGCCUUAGAGGAUUGCUGACCACACUGUUACUCACCACCACCUUCAUUAUCACGGCAGGGGUCCUUUGUGCAUAUGCAGCCAAUCAGAACCUGAGUUCCCAGCUGAAGAGCAUGAGGAGGCUGGUGAAGAGUAACCUGAAAGACCUGCACACCUUCGCCAAUCAGACCCCAGCACAAAUUGAUUACCUGAUCUCUCAGUAUGGCAAAGUGAAGCACCAUGUGCUGUAUGACCUGGAGAAUAUAGGUCUGCUCUUGGGUGGAAGGAUACAUGAAGAGUUGGGAAAAGACGUGCAGCCCGCCCUCAACGCGGCUCUCAGCAUGACUGGAAUUAAAGUGGAGAAAUCCAUUAAAGCAAUGCGAGACACUAAGGAUGCUCUAGAGAAUGUGAGUUUGACGUUGGAGACUUUGCAGGAAGGAACAGUCAAACUGCAGGCUAACCUCAGCCUGGUGCGCGGAAGCCUUAGCAACGCCCUUAAUGAUCCUGUCUGCACAGACGUACGCUCAUCUGAGAUUUGUCACAACAUACGUAGCACCCUUCCCAGGCUAGAAAUUGCAGCCAACUACUCAUCGUUGCCUGAUGUGACCAACCAGUUAGACAAAGUGAAUGAAGUUCUAAAGACGGACCUCAGCCAGAUUGUGGAAAAGGGCUUUACAUCAUUCAAUGACACUCCCACCUUGGUAAAAGAUCAAACCCGAAAUAUUGUGGAAGGGGUGAAGGUUCUGCUGGACGACAUUGGAUCAAACAUCACCACUUUCAACAAGCUCUUCCUGGUUCACAGCUCUCUGACCAACUUCACCAAAAUGAUCUCUCACACACACUCACAGAUCAAGGACAUCUACCCUCAGGUUGAUCAGAUGGAUUUCUACAGGUGGAUCUGUUGUAUUACCCUGUGCUGUAUGGUUGUGCUCAUCCUCGCCUUUAAUUUUCUGGGUUUGUUGUGUGGUAUUCUGGGAUUCGACAGGCACGCAACUCCAACCACACGUGGUUGUGUCUCUAACACAGGAGGCAACCUGCUCAUGGCUGGUGUGGGCUUCAGCUUCCUGUUCUCCUGGGUGCUCAUGGGAGUGAUAACAGUUCUGUUUUUCGUGGGUGGGAAUCUAGAAAAGCUUGUGUGUGAACCCUUUCAAACCCGACAGCUGUUUAAGGUGUUAGAUACGCCAAACCUGGUCAACUCUGCUUGGAGAAACUUCAUACCAGGAUACCUGUACAAUGACCCUGAGAUGGACCUUACAGCGUAUUCUCUCUACAGUAAUUGUAAGGACAACAGAGGGAUUUACUCAGCUCUUCAUCUGGAUAAGAUCUUCAACAUCUCAGCCUUCUUUAACACUAGUGUUUACUCCAAGGAUGUGUCGAGGAAGUUUGAAGGGAUGAAGGUGGACCUGCGUGACAUCAUUCUUCUGGAGUCAGAAGGCAAACAGAAUCUCAUCAGUUUCACUGAAACUGGGAUUAAUGAGAUUGACUUUGCUGCCUAUUUGAAGGAGGUUAAUAAAGGAGUGACUCGCAUUAAUCUAGUUGAUUUCGCUCGUCAACUUGAUGCUCAAGCUGAUCAGUUGUCUAAAGGGACCUUGCAGACCUCAUUAAAGGGACACGCUAAUACUAUAAGGCAGAUCCACAUCCAGCAAGUCAUCCCACUGGAGCAGUCCAUGAAAUAUGUGAAAGCAAGGAGCACACUUAAUCAGAGCAUCAGACUUCUGGAAAGGACGUCCUCAGACCUGCCUGUCAGAGUUAGAGACGUAUUAGCAGCCAUUGAUGCCACCCAGUUCCUAAUUUCCCACAAUGCAACAUUUGUGGUCAAUCAGGAAACAGAGAAAUACAAGCAGACUAUUAUUGGCUAUUUCAAGCAGUAUAUUGACUGGAUCAGAACGUCUCUGGCCCUGGAGGUCGCUACCUGUAAACCACUCAGCAACAUUGUGGACACAGCCGAGAUCCUAGGCUGCAGUUUCCUGCUGGAUUCAAUGAACACAUUCUGGUUUGGAUUAGGCUGUUCCACACUGUUUCUGCUCCCUAGCAUUAUCCUGUCCGUCAAACUUGCCAAGUUCUACCGCAGAAUGGACACAGAGGAUGUCUACGACGACAUUGAGACAAUUCCCAUGAAAACCAUCCCUACCUAUGACACUAUGACUCGAUUCCCACGGGCCUCUGCGCCCCCGCGCCAUGCCGACUGGUGACUCUGAGGAGGACGGUCUGUUUUGUAACUACAGAAAGUGAUAUUGGAAACUGGAAUUAAACCUUUGUGGAAUACUCUCUCUGUGAACAGCAGGCUCAGCUCUUAAGAAAAAGGAAACUCACAUACUUGAAGCUGAGACCUGUUGUCCACGUUCCCAUCACAUCAGUGAAGAUUGUUGUUUUGACUAAUUUGCACCCUUAUGAUUAUAGUACUGUCUUAUGAACUGUCCCCUCAACAAGCUAUUCUCUGAUGUCACAUCCUGCCAUAGUCAGGGAGGCUUCACAGUAUAAGGCUGUUUUAACUACUACAUGUGUCUUUGUUUACAGUCAUUGAGAAAUCAUGUGUGACGGGCAUAACAAUGAUUCGACUGCUGCAUUGCUUUUUAUAGUGCUUUUUAACAUUGUAGAGAAUACAACAUGUUGUCAAGUCGAGUCCACUGAGAGGCCGAAUGGGUUUUUACUGAAACGGAGCAAGCCAGCCACCAACGAGCCACAAAUAUUACACAUAAACAUGGAUGUGUAGGUGUUCGAAAACAUGCUAAGUGCUAACUAGUGCUAAUUCGGUACAGAUAGAUGUUGUCAAGCCAUUUCAAGGGUGAAUGCAUUGGUGCCUUUUCAGAUUUUUAGCUCGUGGUACAUGUUAGCCACAAGUCGCAAGAGCAGGUCUUUGAUUGGUUUUACCUAAUUAUUGAAGGUGAGAUCCCUAAACCACAUUUGAUACUGAGCUGUGGUUAGCAGUUUAUGCUCACUUUUGUACUGAGAAUUUAAAGGGUUAGUUCACCCAAAAAUUAUCCCAUAAAU